UACAGCCUCGCUUUUCUGUGAGGUUUCUAAGCCUGGAGUCUCUGUUCAGUGGAAGAAGAACAAUGUGCCUCUGAGAGCCAAUAAGAAGUAUGAGAUGAAGCAGGAAGGCUGCUUUCUACAGCUUAACAUCAAGGAGAUCAAACCGGAGGACAGUGGCUGCUACACUUGCCAAACAGGAGAAGCAGAGACUAGUGCCACUGUCUCAGUAAAAGAACUUCCCCCAUUUUUCAAGGAGAAUUUGAAAAAUGUCACCAUUGAGGAGGGAGGGACAGCAUCCCUUUGCUGUGAGGUAUCCAAGCCUGGGCUAUCAAUAGAGUGGAAGAAGAACAGGCUGCCACUGAGAGCAAACAGGAAGUAUGAGAUGAAGCAUGAUGGCUGCUUCCUCCAACUUUACAUCAAGGAUCUCACACCUGAGGAUAGUGGUACCUACUCAUGUCAAGCUGGAGCUGCAGAGGCUACAGCAACUGUGACUGUGAAAGAACUUCCUCCCUUCUUCAAGAAAGAGCUAGUAUGCAUGGAGGCUGACGAAGGUGGAGCAGCGUCUUUAUGCUGCGAAGUGUCUAAACCUGGAGCGUCUGUGCAAUGGAAGAAAAACAAGAUGCCACUCAGAGCCAGUAAGAAGUAUGAGAUGAAACGAGAAGGUUCCAUCCUUUAUCUACAUAUCAAAGACCUGAAACCUGAGGACAGCGGCAGCUACUCGUGUCAAGCAGGGAAUGCAGAGACAACUGCAACAUUAUCUGUGAAAGAAUGUCCUGUGUACUUUAUCAAGGAGUUACAAAAUAUGAAUGCUGAGGUAGGAGACAUGAUCUCAUUGUGCUGUGAACUUUCCAAACCUGGAGUUUCAGUGCUGUGGAAGAAAAACAAGCUGCCACUGAGAGCCAGCAUGAAGCAUGAGAUGAAACAAAAUGGUCGACUCUAUCAGCUUGACAUCAAAGAUCUCAAACUUGAGGACGGUGGCAGCUACACAUGCCAAGCAGGGAGCGGAGAAAGCACUGCAAAUGUGGCAGUUAAAGAACUUGCUUCAUUGUUCAUCAAAGAAUUACAAAGUGUAGAGGCAGAGGUUGGCAGUGCAGCCUCAUUGUCCUGUGAGUUAUCCAAACCUGGAGUGGCUUUUCUGUGGAAGAAGGAUAAUCUGCCUCUGAGAGCCGGCGAGAAGUAUGAGAUGAAACAAGACGGCUGUUUCCUGCAGCUUAACAUCAGGAAGAUCAGUUCAGAGGACAGUGGUAGCUACUCAUGUCACGCCGGAAAUGCAGAAACGUCUGCAACAGUACAAAUAAAAGCACCAACACCUCCAUCAGAGGAAAAGUCUAGAACAGCAUCGGCGCAGAUGAAAAGUACGAUCCCUAAACCAGCUCCCGCUUCAGAAAAUGAAAAGCCCAAGCUUCCAGAUCCCAACCAGAUUCCCCCAGAGCCCAAGAAGAGGACAAAUCGGAAAGCAUCUAUUACUUCUGUCGAAAAAGACACAGAGCAAGUUUUUGCCAUAAAGGUGUCUGUGCAGAAUGUGAAUAAUGAAGUCCAAGAGGGUGUUCAACAUAAAAGAUCUCCAGUAGAAAACUUGGAUGUUGCUCAGAAUGGAACAAAAGUGGAGAGGAGUGAAGACAAAGGGAGUGAAGUGCACAAGAAAGAGGUUAAGAUAGUUCAGCUACCAGAGAAGGAUUAUAAGGCUGGUAGGAGGAUUGAAAAGCCAGCUUCACCUCUGGGUACCGAAAAUGAUCUUAUGGAAAAGAGACAACCAGAAGGGAAUGUAGGAAAAUUUGUUAAAGUCAUCCCUCCAGUAAAUCAGUCAGAAAGGCUUGUGGGUAACAAAGUGGUUGAACUGAAAGAGACAGAAAAGGGAUGUGAAACUGAAAAGGGGUUAAAACAACAAGAAAACACUUCAGAAGAAGCAAAUGAAGUUAAACAGAAAAUAGCUCAAAAACCAACAACAAUUUGGAGAAACAGUCAGGAUGAAAAACAUGUACAAGAGCAGCUUAAUGGGAAAGAAAUAAAAACAGAUGUCAAACCUUCAAAAAUCAAAGGUGAAGUAGGAAAGACAGAAGAGGAGACUUUGAAACCACCAGUAAGAUCUAAGGCAAAGGUAGCAUAUGGAGAGCAAUCACUCAAGUCUAUUAUGAAUCAAACAGAGGAAACAAUUCCUCAACUAAUCAAGACUUUCCUUAAAGAUUUUGAAGAUCAUAAAGAGAGACAAAAUGGGCAAGAGUUCACAGAGAAGGUAUUGACACAAACGCCCAGAGCAAACCAGCAAUCAAUAGAAGAGCCAGAAAAGGCAGAUGAAAUCCUUCAAUUUGCACCUCCGAAGCCACCUGAGAGGAGAAAGAGUAAGAUAAAAAUAGGAAUGGAAAUACAUGAGUCACGGGACACAGAGACAGAUCAAGAUGAUGUACAGCCUAAAAGUGUUGGAGUAAAGUCCCCUGAGGAGAAGACAGACAAACAACUAAAAAAGCCUUUGAAGAAAGACGUUGAAGAAAUUUUAAAGUUAGAAGGAAGUAAGUCUAUCACAACUGAUAGUGAAGCAGAAGAUAAACUUAAGCAACCAGUAAAACAACCAGUAAAACCAAUUAAGAAAGAACCUGAAAUUAAACUGGCUGUUGAGCCAAUAAGAAGAGUGGAGGAAACACAAUCGACUAAAAUGGAAGACGACAUUGCUCUGCUCUACAUUUCUGAAGAAGAAACUUUCUCAGAGGCCUUAACUGAGCUCCCUCCUAACCACUUCCAACCUGCUGUUCCCGAGAGACAAACAGGACAGCAACUUAUCCAGGAGAUCCAGCCACCAGAACCGUCUCCUCUGGAGACUGACAUCAACAUAGAGGAUGAACCCGAAAUGCAAGAAGCUGCCAUUAAGAUCCAGGCAGCAUUCAAAGGCUACAAAGCUCGCAAGGACAUGCGACCGGUCUUUAAGGAGGUAUUCAAGAACCAGAAUGCAGAUCUUCAUGGUACACUUACAUUAAAGUGUGCUGUGGAUGGAAGACCCAGCACUGUGCGCUGGUUGAAAAAUGGCCACCAUGUUAUAAAUGAUCCUCGAUGCCGGGUUGAAACAACAGAAAACGGAGAAUGCACACUCGUGGUUAAAAACUUGAACAGCAGCGACAGCGGAGUUUAUACCUGUGAGGUGGCAAAUAAGUUUGGUGUGACCUCCUACAAUGGAAACAUAACCGUAGUGAAGACUGUGCAACCUGUUCCUGCAGUCCAGAAGCCUGUACACCCACCACUAGCGGCCAUAACUCCUUUGCAGCUUGCUCCACAGAAGCCUGACACCCAGGACGUGACACAGACUCAAAGCCUGACUCAGAGUCAAGCAGAGCUAGCUCCAAUUGCAGAUGCUGAAAAUUAUGUAGAAAGUGUGAAUGUUUCCCUGUGGGAUGCCUACAUCUUGACAGAACAGAACAAUCAAACACUCCUGGAAGAGAGAAGAUCUUCACUCAUUGCUGUCAGCUCCUUGUCAAGUCCCUCAGAGUAUGACACAGCUCCAGAUAUAAUGGAGCCUGUUGAGACUAUUCCAGUGGCACCAAGGGAAGUACCAAAACCUGCUGACACAAUGCAGCCAAAGGAUAAUAACGAAGAAACAGCUGCUCCGAAACCUCCUAUGAAACUGCUGAAUGUUAAAGGAACUCAUGAUAUUAAGCUAAGAACAGCAUCUCCAAAGCACCAUCGAUCCCACACGCCUUUAACAAGUACUGUGUCUGGAUCUGAGUCAGAGGGUGAAGAGGACAGACGAGAGAUAUUUGAAAUAUAUGUAGCUCGUGCCGACUGCAGUCCUAAUAUUGGAAGUAAGGACAGUUUUAUUCUGAAAGAGGGUCAGUUUGUGGAGGUCCUGGACUCUGUUCAUCCUGACAGAUGGUUGGUGAGGACCAAACCAACCAAAACCAACCCUUCUCGGCAGGGAUGGCUGUGUCCUGCCUAUCUGGAAAAGAAGAGAAAAGAAACCUUCCCACAAAGGAGAGUUGCUCAGGAAGAUCUCGAUGGAAUUGGGUCUACAGGGGAAGAGUACAGGAGAGAACUGAGUCAGCUGAUCCAAGGCUUGAUUGAUGGAGAAGAGGAGUUUGUAAAGGCAAUGAAGAUGUUUAUCACUCACCAGCUCAACCAUCUGGACUGUAGCCACCAUGUCCCCAUUAACAUCCUCAAUCAGAAAGAAAUCAUCUUCAGGAACAUCAAAGACAUUGUCGGUUUACAUGAACGUUCCAUCCUCCCUGGCCUGAGGGGCUGCGUUACAGAUGAUGAUGUUGCCAUGUAUUUAAUCAAGCACGCUGAACAUUUUGAAAAGUACCUUCACUACAUGGUGGGGCAAGCACAAGCGGAGGCCUGCGUCAGUGACAAGGCUGUUCAGCAAUACUUCAAAGAGAUAGCAGCACCUGAGAAGCCUGGUGAUGUCCCUAUUAUGGAUGUCCUUACUUUCCUGCAGCAACCAGUAGAGAGGAUUCAAACCUACCAGGCUUUACUGAAGGAGCUGAUCAAGAACAAAGCAAAGAGUGGCCAGAGCUGCUACCUUUUGGAGGACGCCUUCUCCGUGGUGUCCUGUUUGCCCUGGAGAUCAGACAACCUGCAUCGAGUAUCACUGAUUGAAAACUAUCCAGCUCCUCUUACUGCUCUGGGUGAGCCUGUACGACAGGGAGUCUUCACAGUGUGGGAGGAAUCUCCAGAAGUGAAAACAACCUCUAGAGGGCAUCAGAGACAAGUGUUUCUCUUUAAGGAAUGCAUUGUACUGUGUAGGGUGAAGAGAGAUGGCAGCAUGAAUCAAGACACUUACAGCUUUAAGAACAAAAUGAAGCUGAAUGAUGUGGAAAUAAAGGAAACAGUGGCAGGAGAAGACAGGUCCUGGGGUUUGUGGCAUGAGCACAGAGGCUCUAUACGGCGUUACACUUUGCAGAGCAACUCCACUCUGGUUAAGCUGUCCUGGCUGAAAGAUCUGAAGGAGCUGCAGCAACGCUCCAGCCUCAGCAAUAACUGCCCUCCAGUGUUUGAGUCUCUGCUUUGUGAUUGCUCAACACAAAUUGGACAGACAAUCAAACUGACCUGCAGAGUAUUGGGAUUUCCAAAACCAGUGGUCAGCUGGAUCAAAGAUGGUCUUCCUUUGGAGGAUGACCCACGGCACAUCAUCUCAGCUGACCGGUCAGGAACAUGCAGUCUUGUCCUGGACUGCCUUACAGCAGAGGACUCUGGUCAGUACAUGUGCUAUGCAACCAGCUCUGUGGGAAAUGCUGGCACUCUGGCUAAGGUGGUGGUGCAAGCUCCACCCAGAUUUGUGAGCCGACUAGAAAGUGUGUGUCUGAUUGACGGAGAGGAGAUCCAGUUUUCAUGUUCCACUCUCACAACCCCUUUACCAAGAAUCAGGUGGUUGAAAGAUGACAAGGAGCUGACUGACAGCAAUAAAUACUCCAUUGUGAACGACGCCCGAAGUGGAAUCUUGUCUCUCACAGUUAUCGGAGCAACAGAGGCAGAUAUCGGACAGUAUGAGUGUGAGCUUUGGAAUGAACUCGGCUGUGUCAAAUGCAAAGCAGGUCUUUGUCCUGCCUUUGUACCGCCAGCUGAAAGUGAGAGUGACCAAUCAAAGGACUUACCUGUCAAAGAAGCUGACUCAGAGGCCUGGUCCACUGCCAUUGUUAAGAAAUGGCUGCAGACUGAUUUCAGCCCUUCUUCUAUUGCAAAUACACAAUUUCCCCCUGGAUCUUCUGAGCAAUACAGCACUGUUGUGGAUGUUCACCCAUCUCCAGUACAGCAAUCUUCAUGUUAUCUGGAAGAAGAAGAAGAAGAAGAGAUCUAUAUUUCAGAGGCUUUGCACGAAAUAACAGAUGCUCCUCCUUCGGUCCAGGUUCCUGCUGAGGAUCUGUGUGUCGAACCUGGGCAACCAGCAACAUUCAUGGCCAUCAUCACAGGAAGACCCACACCUAAAGUACAGUGGUACAAGGAUAGGGAGCCCCUUGCAGCCAGUGAGAAUGUGAAAAUAGUCCAACAUGGUGCUCGCUGCAGCCUAACCAUAUUGUGCCCUGAAGGAGAGGACAGUGGCAUAUAUACCUGCUUCGCUCACAACGACUCAGGCCAAGCCUCCUGUGAAGCUCAGCUAGCGGUUGAGGAAGGUCUGCUUGAUCCUCAGGAGAGGGAAGUGGAGCUGGGGAAGAGAAGGAGAUUAUUCUCAGUCUAUGAUGUCCAUGAGGAAAUUGGAAGAGGGACAUUUGGGGUGGUGAAGCGUGUCAUCCACAGAAGAACAGGGGAAGUGUUUUCUGCCAAAUUUCUGCCUCUUCGGAGCAGCUCUCGGACCAGGGCCUUCCAGGAGAGGGAUCUUCUGUCUCGCCUCGCUCACCCCAGAGUGGCCUGCUUGCUGGACUUCUUUUGCACCAGACGCACCCUGGUGUUAAUCACAGAAAUCUGCUGUUCUCAUGGACUUCUGGACCAUUUAUUGAUGAGAGGAUCUGUCUCAGAAAAAGAGGUUCAAUUUUAUGUCCAGCAAAUUCUAGAAGGGGUUUGUCAUAUUCACAGCAUGAACAUCAUGCACCUGGAUAUCAAACCUGAAAAUAUAUUAAUGGUGUACCCGCCCAAAGACGAGAUCAAGAUCUGUGAUUUUGGCUUCUGCCAGGAAAUAGACACAUCCCGACACCAGUACAGUGUGUUGGGUACCCCAGAGUUUGUUGCACCUGAGAUUGUACAUCAAGAACCUGUCACUGUGGCCACGGAUAUUUGGGCUGUCGGUGUCAUAACAUUUCUGUGUCUGGUUUGCCGGUGCCCCUUUGUGGGCGAGACUGACCGUGCAACAUUGCUCAGGGUGGGAGAGGCAACUUUAAACUGGGACGCCCCAGACAUCGUAUGCAGGAGCCCAGAAGCCAGGAAUUUUCUCCAUACAGUCCUUCAGCCGGAUCCAGAGACUCGACCAUCUACCUUUGAGUGCUUGAGUCACGAGUGGCUUCAGGAUGGAAAUGCAGGGGAGGACACUGAUGAAAUCAACACGAGGAGUUUGAAAGACUUCAUAUCUAAAAGGAAGUGGCAGCGUUCUUUGACAUCUAUCGGGUCUGUGCUCACUCUGAGGCCCAUCCCCGAGCUGCUCGAUGCUCCUCUUAGAGAGACGUCGGUUGCGGUGCCCCGCGAGCCGCAGGAGCACAGCAGCACCUCCCUGAGCAGCGGCUCCUCAUCGGAGUAUGAUGAGGCCGACUCUUGGGACUUUUUCCAGCACUGCAGCCAGACAGAGGAGGAGGAGGAUACAGAAGAAGAGUAUGACCCCUUAACAGAGAGGGCACAGAUCUUGGAGCCGUAUCCUAAAUGCCUCCUAAGUUUACAGGAGGAUGUAGGGGCUUUUGGGGAGGAUGAGGAUGGAGAAAUGGGAGAACGGAGGAGUGUUACCGAGCGCAGCAUGAGCAGAGCAUCGAUUGCGUCAUCAACAACAACAACAGACCAACAGACACCUCAGAGGGAACGACGCUUCAGCAAGGAUAGCAACCGAUCUUUGUACCUCUCUGACGGCGACGAGGGCUCAGGGAGUGACGGAGGCCGCAUUCCCAGAGGAAGCGUCAUCCGAAGCACUUUCUACAACAGCUCUCAACAGCUUUCCCCUCUGUCUGCGAGACACAUGACUUUGAGGGACAAAUUCCAGGCGAAAAAGCAGGAAAGAGGCCGUAAGCCUCUCAGGAGGAGCUUCUCGGGGCGGCUCAAUGAGCCUCUGAUUGAAUACGUGGAGGAUGAACCCGAGAGCAACCGUGGGCAGAGACGAGGAUCCGUACAGCCCAGCAUGCAGAAGUCCUCUUCGUUUGAUGAUGGGGUGGGCUUCUCCCACACCAACGUACCGCCACACAGACGGAGCAGGUCUCUUGACGAGUAUUCCCGUCGAUCUCCCAGCUCAGCCAGCCAUGAAAGCGCACACGAAGAAGAGGCCUCUCACAGCACGAAGGAAGAAAUCACAUAUGGUGAAGCAGCUGGGAGAAACUCACUAAUUUUCCAGAAAGCUCCGAAGGUCUCAGGACGAAGAGGCUCAGUCGCUCUGACACAAGGGGUAUUUAGUGGAUCAUCUCUUCCAUCUGAGUUCCUUGCUGGAGGCAGAAUGAGAUCCAGGCUGGGUCAGGACCAGACUGAGGGAGACACGCUGACCAGCUCCCAGGGGUCUCUGGCAGAGUCUUUCAUUCUGGAGCAUGGUGGAUCUGAGUCUUCAAGUAGAAUAGGCUCCUUUGAUGAGCUCAGUCAUGGUCAUGUCGGAAGGAGAUACCGAUCAGGAGGGAGUGAUGAAAAUGAUGAACACAGUGAACCCCUGAUUACACCCUCCCCUACCCCAUUUCAGGAAAUAAAACCUCGAAGUUCCCGUCCUCAGCCUCCACCACGUAAUCGGACCCGGUCCAAUCCUAACUUGUCUACAAUUAGCAAAGGUCAGCCAGAGAGGCCCUCAAUGCCGAGUCCCAGUCCAAGCCUCUGCUCUCUAGGAACUCCUGAGAGGCCUCCCAGAGCCCGGGACAAGAAAGAGGGCGCCAUGCUCCAAAGGCAUGCAUCUGCUCCGGCUCUGGAAGCGCGCCCACCGACUGGAAAGUCCCCCAAACUGGGUCUCCUGAGGAUCUUCCGAAGGCAGUCCUGGACCGGCCACUCAUACACCCAGCUGGAGAGUACGGAGCUGGGGCCCACACUGGGAGAGAUCAUGAAGCCCGACACGCCCACUAUGUCUCUGAGGAAGAAGAUGAGAGCUUCAGCCUCCAGUCUGACCAAACUGUUUUCCAGGUCCUCCAGUAAGGAAAAUGUCAGUAAAGGAGGGCCAAUAGUAAAAGGAUCCACUGCCAUCCCAGCUGAGAGGGAACAGAGCAGUGGUCUCGAGACCCCCAAAAAGAGAAACUCAAAGCUCCUCUCAUCUUUUAAAAUACCACCAUUCAAAAAGAUAAAAGUUCGUCCCAGCAAAGCAGAGGUGCUCCAGCUAGACGGAGGCGGAGUCCUGCUGGUGUGGAGGCCUGUCCAGUCCGAUGACCCGGCCACUUACUGUGUGCAGUACUGUUCAGAAGGUGGCGAGUGGACAGUCCUGUCAGAUGAGGUGGCAGACAGCUGCUACGUAGUGAAGGAUUUACCGAAAGGGGCGUCGUAUGUGUUCAGGGUGGGCUGCGUCACCAGGACAGGAGCAGGACCUUUCAGUGAAGCUUCAGCUCCCAUUGUCAUGUCCACUCAUCCUGAAGAUAUCCGCAUUCCUCUCAUUCAGACUGACUCAAUCGGGUCAAAAGUACCUGGAUCAGAACAUCAAACCGUAAACAGGAACUACAGCUUCCUGUCUGAGAUCAACAGGGGUCGUUUCAGUGUCAUAAACCUGUGCAGGGAUGUGGAAACCAGUCAGGUAUUCGCCGCUAAGAUCACUCCCUACCAGGCCGAGCAAAGGCAGCUGGUGCUGCGGGAGUACCAGCUGCUCAGGAGGCUGCAUCACCCCCACCUGGUUCAGCUGUACGCUGCUUUCAUCACCCCUCUGUAUGUGCUGCUGGUGGAGGAGCUGUGUCCCGGCAAGGAGCUGCUGCACAGUCUGGCUGCAAGAGACCUGUAUGCAGAGAGUAAUGUGGCCGAGCUGCUCCAUCAGAUUGUCAGCGCAGCGGACUACCUCCACAGCCGCCGGGUCAUCCACCUGGACCUGAAGUCUGACAACAUGCUGGUGGACGAUGGCAACCACCUGAAGAUCAUCGACUUCGGCUCAGCUCAGUCCUUCGUACCCGGACAGCCUCUCAACAUCGAGCACAUUCACGGCUUCGCAGACAGCAAAGACUGCUGCAGAAAAGCUCCAGAAAUCCUGGAGGGUCAGGGUGUGGGGCCGGAGACUGACAUCUGGGCCGUUGGAGUCCUGUCCUUUAUCAUGCUGAGCGCCGACAGUCCCUUUUAUGCCGAACACAGCUGGGAGCAAGACAAAAACAUUAAGAAAGGGAAGAUCCAGUUUGGCCGCUGUUACCCUGGUCUGUCAGAAGGAGCUUUAAACUUCAUGAAGAACAGCCUGAAUAAUAAAUCCUGGGGGAGACCAACGGCGGCCGAGUGUCUCCAGAACCCGUGGCUUCGCGCCCAUCGGGCCCCACACAAAGUCCGACCCUCCAAAGUGUGCUUCUCCACUGACAAGCUCAGAGCUUUCCUCAAGCAGAAAGAAGAGAAACGAGAUCAGGUGUGCACAAAACAUCAGGGGCCGUUCUUCCAGUGAGGUAAAACAAAACACGCAAACGCAAAACCUCUUCAUCGUUGUGAACAA
This is a messenger RNA of Poecilia latipinna (sailfin molly), 10165 nucleotides long. RefSeq names its product obscurin-like. The record is from RefSeq and is a predicted model, not a curated record. NCBI's taxonomy places the organism in Eukaryota, Metazoa, Chordata, Actinopteri, Cyprinodontiformes, Poeciliidae. The transcript is spliced from 46 exons. Gene Ontology annotation, biological process: protein phosphorylation. Bases 95 to 10117 code for a protein of 3340 amino acids. Gene Ontology annotation, molecular function: ATP binding; guanyl-nucleotide exchange factor activity; protein kinase activity.